Prorocentrum cordatum is the source of this 183-nucleotide messenger RNA. Lineage: Eukaryota; Dinophyceae; Prorocentrales; Prorocentraceae. The record is from the annotation of a GenBank genome assembly.
AUGACGGUCGGCAUUAUCGGGGUGCAGAUGUUGAUGGUCAUGUGCAUCUACGUCGGCCUCCAGUCGAAGGCGAGCGAGAUGAAGAAGUCCAAGGGCGGCGGCAGCGCCGCGGACGAGUCGUGGAACCAGGACGAGGGCGAGUGGAACCAGGACGAGGGCGAGUGGGACGAGUCGAAGCACUGA